AUGACAAUCAAAUAUCUCAUUCUGCUCUCGCGGCAGGGCAAAGUGCGUCUAGCCAAAUGGUUCACCACGCUGGCACCCAAGGAAAAGGCAAAGAUAGUCAAGGACGUCUCGCAGCUUGUCCUUGCCCGCCGCACCCGCAUGUGCAACUUUCUCGAGUAUAAGGAUACAAAGGUCGUCUACCGCCGCUACGCCUCGCUCUUCUUCAUCGCCGGAUGCGACGCGACCGACAAUGAGCUGAUUACGCUCGAAAUCGUCCAUCGCUAUGUCGAGCAGAUGGACAAGUACUAUGGCAACGUCUGCGAGCUUGACAUCAUUUUCAACUUCCAAAAGGCUUACUUCAUUCUCGACGAGCUCCUGCUUGCCGGCGAGAUGCAGGAGAGCAGCAAGAAGAACGUACUGCGGUGUAUAGGACAGCAAGACAGCCUCGAGGACAUGGAGUACCUCGACCUGUGCGCCCUCCACGAGGUCAAUCUUGCCCUCAACUUCGACACCCAAGAUACCGCCAUCAUUGGCGGAUGCGAUCUAUGGACUGUAAAGGCAGCUGGGAGUGACAAGAAAUUAUACAAGCGCAUUGAGAAGACGCUGGAAGAGCGACACAAGGACCUGCUAUCAGCGGUUGCGGGGCUGUCAGAGCAGUCCGCUGCGCAAUUCGCUGACCAACUCGACAUUUCCAGAGAUACCCCUUUUGGCACCUUCAGCGAGGCCGCAAACCGUCACACCUUUGCCUAUCUUAUUGCAACGCUCAAUGCGACACACAUUGACUACGACUUUGCAAACACACUGAACCCCGACGAGUUCCGCCGCGAAACCAUGCACAGUUUCAUGCACAAAAUCGAUACGACCAUGUACUACCUGCGGCCCCAGGUGUAUUCGGCCGGGCUCCCCGCAGGCGCCGUCACCCCGCUCGGCUCGCCGAUAUGGAGCCCCCGCUCAUGGCAGCUCGUUGACAGCGAGAUGGAUAUGUCGAGUUGCGAAUACUAUGCCUGGGAGCCGUCAGAUGAUCCUUUUGCCGAUGAUGGUGCAAUCUGGAGUCAUCACUUCUUCCUCUACAACAAGGAGCGCAAGCGAGUCGCCUACUUUUACCUACGUGGUGUAUCGGCACUCUCCAACUCGCCUAGUGUCGCCAUGUCGCUCAUGUCCAAGUUCAAAGCAUCCAAAUACGAAUCUUCAGCCAAUGCGGGCAGCAGGAAGCGUGCCGAGUACUGGCUGGGAGCUCGUGCUAAAAAGGGACUCGAGGCGUAUGGCGAUAGCGAUGAGCUCGACAACAUGGUGAUUGAUCACCCGGGCGAGGUCGUCGAUGCUGAAGAGGAGCAAUACAUCCCUGCGAGAGAAAUGAGCAUGGAUGCCGACUACUACUAUGAGAGCGAGGGAGACAGCGACGUUGAAUCACUCGUUGGCAGGGAGAGGACCGUGAGCAAAGUACGGACAAUGAGUGAGGGUGUUGUGGAGAGGAUGGAGCUCUGA
Molecule: messenger RNA, 1464 nt
Organism: Bipolaris maydis ATCC 48331
Lineage: Eukaryota; Fungi; Ascomycota; Dothideomycetes; Pleosporales; Pleosporaceae
Product: clathrin adaptor complex small chain-domain-containing protein
Biological process (GO): negative regulation of transcription by RNA polymerase III; vesicle-mediated transport
Cellular component (GO): AP-1 adaptor complex; nucleus
Molecular function (GO): clathrin-cargo adaptor activity; RNA polymerase III core binding
Source: RefSeq, a predicted model, not a curated record